Messenger RNA from Cucumis melo (muskmelon), 2527 nucleotides. RefSeq names its product acetyl-coenzyme A synthetase, chloroplastic/glyoxysomal-like. The coding region runs from base 29 to 2266 and encodes 745 amino acids. Gene Ontology annotation, molecular function: acetyl-CoA synthetase activity; AMP binding. The transcript has 20 exons. The record is from RefSeq and is a predicted model, not a curated record. NCBI's taxonomy places the organism in Eukaryota, Viridiplantae, Streptophyta, Magnoliopsida, Cucurbitales, Cucurbitaceae.
AAAAGAGAAAAGAAAAGAAAAAUUCAAAAUGAUCUCGAAUGACGUGGUUUGUAGAUCUCAAACGUUGUCGUUGUGCAAAACCCUUCCUCUUAUCAACAACAUCAACUCCUCUUUUUCUUUUAGACGAAGUAGUCUUCCUAUCAAGCCUUUUAAAACUCGUGUGCAAUUGAAAAUUACAUCAUCUGAAUUAAAAUGGGAAAAAGAGAGGAAUGAGACUGAAGAGAAAGUUGAUAUAAACAAAGACAACAUCAACCAUAACGUAGAGGAGUUUCUUCUUGGCUCUGAAGAAGAUGAAGCCAUGGUUCCAUCUCAACAGUUUUGUCUCAAAGCCCAUAUUCCCAACACUCAAAAGUACAUGGAUAUGUAUAAAAGAUCCAUAGAAGAACCUUCAGAAUUUUGGUCUGAAAUUGCAUCAUCUGAGUUCUAUUGGAAAAAGGAGUGGGAUCACAAUCAAGCCUUCAAUGAGAAUCUUGAUAUUACCAAAGGCAAUAUUAAUAUUGAGUGGUUCAAGGGUGGGAUAACAAAUAUUUGCUACAAUUGCAUAGAUAGAAACAUUGAAGCAGGAUUGGGAGAUAAAAUUGCAAUGUAUUGGGAAGGAAAUGAACCUGGUGUUCAAGCUUCUUUAACCUAUACCAAUCUCCUUCACCAAGUUUCCCAAGUUGGUAAUUAUUUGAGAGACAUUGGAGUUAAAAAAGGAGAUACUAUUGUCAUUUACUUGCCUAUGAUUAUGGAACUUCCCAUAGCAAUGUUGGCUUGUGCUCGCAUUGGUGCCAUCCACUCUGUUGUAUUUGCUGGAUUUUCUUCUGAAUCACUUGCACAAAGAAUAAUUGAUUGCAAACCAAAAGUGUUGAUGACUUGCAACGCUGCAAAAAGAGGUUCUAAAACCAUAUUUCUUAAACACAUUGUUGAUGCUGCCCUCAUUCAAUCAGCCAAUCAUGCCCAUUCUAUUGAUUCAUGUUUGGUUUAUGAAAAUAAAUCAACCUUGAAGAGAGAAAACACUCCAUGGAAAGAAGGAAGAGAUGUAUGGUGGCAGGAUGUUAUUCCUAAAUAUUCAAAGAGUACUUGUAAUGUGGAAUGGGUUGAUGCUGAAGAUCCUCUUUUUUUGCUUUACACAAGUGGUAGUGCUGGAAAACCUAAGGGUGUACUUCAUACAACAGGUGGAUAUAUGGUGUACGUUGGAACCACUUUCAAAUAUGUCUUUGAUUUUAAACCGUCUGAUAUUUAUUGGUCUACGGCUGAUUGUGGUUGGGGUGCGGGACAUGGCUACGUAACAUAUGGACCACUGCUUAAUGCAGCCACAAUUGUUAUUCAUGAAGGGGUUGCAAAUUAUCCAAAUUCAGGGAGGUGUUGGGAAAUAGUGGAUAAAUACAAAGUCUCCGUUUUCUUCACUGCUCCCACUUUGAUCCGCUCUCUUAUGCGUGAUGGCGAUCAGCAUGUUAGGCGUUACUCACGAACAUCUCUACGGGUACUUGGAAGUGCAGGCGAACCCAUCAAUCCCACAGCAUGGAGAUGGUUCUACAAGGUGGUUGGUGACUCUCGAUGUCCUAUUUCAGACACGUGGUGGCAAACGGAGACCGGCGCCGCCAUGAUUACUCCAAUUCCGGGGGCAUGGCCACUGAAGCCUGGUUCUGCUACUUUCCCAUUUUUUGGAGUCAAGGCAGUAAUAGUGGAUGAAGAGGGAAAGGAAAUAGAAGGAGAAGGCAAUGGGUAUUUAUGUAUAAAAGGGUCAUGGCCAGGAGCAUUGAGGACACUUUAUGGAGAUCAUGAAAGAUAUGAAACCACAUAUUUCAAGCAAUUUCCAGGAUAUUAUUUCACUGGUGAUGGUUGUAUCAGGGAUAAAGAUGGAUACUUCUGGAUUACUGGACGAGUUGACGAUGUUCUCAAUGUUAGUGGACAUCGAAUUGGGACAGCAGAAGUGGAAUCUGCAUUAGUUUCACACUCUCAUUGUGCAGAAGCUGCAGUAAUUGGCAUUGAUCAUGAGGUUAAAGGGCAGAGUAUUCAUGCAUUUGUUACGUUAGUCGAGGGAGUUCCUCAAAGUGAAGAGCUCCGAGAAAGCCUAAAACAAACAAUUCGAACACAGAUUGGAGCAUUUGCAGCACCUGAUAAAAUACAUUGGGCAAAUGAGUUGCCAAAAACAAGAAGUGGAAAGAUAUUGAGAAGAGUUUUGAGAAAAAUUGCAUCCAAACAGUUGGAUGAGAUUGGAGAUACCUCAACACUUGCAGAUCCUACUGUCUUAGAUCAACUUAUUGCACAAAUUGAUUCUUGAAACCUCAAAGAACUAGAAAAACUAACAAAAAACCAAAAACAAAAAGAAUGAAGAAGUGACCUACAAAUAAAAAGCCUUCAAUGCAGUGGCCAACUUAGUUUACGAAUCAAUUUUGUUCUUUUGAAAAUUAGUUUGAUCUUGUACUUGGUCCAGGGCUUGUUUGGGAGGGAGAAAGAUAUAUCCAAUUGUCACCUACAUGUAAAAGAAAAUUUGGCAGAGUAUUUUAUUGGAAUGGAAUAGAUGCUUCUACAGUAGAGAUCA